UAGGAACACAUUUUUAUAACAAGCAGGUACGAUUAUAAAAUAGGCACGACUUUAACAUUUUUUAAUAAUUAUUUUUUUGUGGCAAUUUAUAUUUACAAGUUAAAGAUAUGCAACCGAUUUUGAAUAAUAAAAAACCAGUUUUAAAAGGUUAUUAGGUAAUGUAUUACAGAUUGAGUAGUUCUUUAAAAUUAUGCCGUACGAAGAAGACGAUUUUAGGAGAUGCAAAAAACUAUGUGGAAGAAAAUACAGGAAAAACAUCCAAGUAGGUAUAAAUUUUUGAAAUANAAACGAUAUAUUAUAUCAAUUUUAGCAUUUUUCGGAUUUUUUAAUGUAUUUGCCUUACGGUCAAUUUUAAGUAUCGCUAUAGUAGAUAUGACAACAUUAAAAAAUGUUACAUGGAGAAUCAAACUGUUGUUGAAAAACGAGAGUUUGAAUGGGAUUCAACAUUAAAAGGUUAUGUUUUAAGUUCAUUUUUCUAUGGAUAUAUUUUGUACACAAAUUUUGGGUGGCUAUUUGUCUGUAAAAUUUGGAGGUGCUAAAGUUUACGGAGCUGGAAUAGCCUCUACUGCGUUUUUCACCCUACUUACGCCCUGGGUUGCAAAAACAAAUAUUUACCUUUUAAUAGCUCUAAGAACAGCAGAAGGAAUUUUUGAGGGGGUAAAUUAUCCAUCAAUAUUAAUGAUUUGGGCAAAUUGGGCACCUCCACUAGAAAUAUCUCGAUUAUCAACCAUUGCCAUGUCUGGUACUUAUGUUGGAACUGUUGUAGCGAUGCCAGUAAGCUCUAUAUUAGCAACAGCUUUUGGAUGGGAAACACAAAAAAUGAGUAGCAGAGGUAGGCAGAUGGUAGAGAUGGUACUUGACCAGGCUUCUUCAACAUCAAAUCAUGUGAUCGCCAGAGAUAGAGAUGUUUAUGACAUUGCGAAAAACAAUGUUAAUGGUAUGGAGUUAGAAAAUAGUAUUCAUGUGGAAUAUCAGUCGGUCGAUGCUUUGGAGAAAGUCGAACAUGAAUCAGUAGAAAUUACUGAAAACGUAUACGAACCAUUUCAGGAUUCUGGUUAUGAAUACAUUCCAUCUGAAGAAGAGAAUAAUAGUCGGAAUAAUAUGUCAAUAGUUGAAACUUCUGAUGAAGAAGGUCGUAAUCAGCAACUAGUAGAUGAAGAGCACGGACUUGUUGAGGGAAGAAAAAGAUCUAGAAAGAGCAAAGGGCAGGGAGAUCCUGCUAAUUGGAAGCGAGCCAAAAAUUCUAGUGCCCGACUAAAGGGUGAUGCUUACAUUGGAUUCAAGAGAGAUGCAUCUGGAAAAUACAAACAAAUAGUAGAAAAAGAAAAACGUAAACUCGGACAAAGAUGUGAUGGUCACACAAGAACUGCUUCAAGAGGACCAAGACAAAAAUUUGAAUGCACAGCCCUAUCUGAGGAAGAACGGAAAUCAAUUUUCAAUCACUUUUGGUCCUUGAAUUCAUGGGAAGCUAAAAAAGUUCUUGUAUCAACUCUUGUAUCAUACACCAAACCAAAAUGUAGACGUAAAUCAACUUUACCUGAAGAAUCACGUAAGCAGAUAGGUUUCCAAUAUCAUCUUAUUACGGUGGGCGAAACGGAAAAGCUUAAGCGACUGGUCUGCAAAAAAAUGUUUUUGGCAACUUUAGGAAUUAAAGAAAAAACUGUUAGACUUUGGAGGCUUGAGAAUGGUACCUGCAGUACAAAAGAGCAGAAUAAAGAAGCCCCACCUCCAAUGCAAGAAUGCUCAAAAAACGUUCGCGAGUUUCUAGACAGUUUACCAAGGGUUGAGUCGCAUUAUUGCAGAGCCUCUUCCAAGAAACUUUAUUUGGAACCAAUAUGGAAUAGUUACAGACAUCUAUAUCGGGAGCUUCUUCAUAACUGUGAAGUCAACCAAAAACGAUCGUGUUCUUGGAGAACAUUUUUAAAAACAUUUAGGUCUAUGAACUUGGAAAUACACACACCUAAAAUGGAUCAGUGUAAUUCUUGUUUAAUGUACAAAAAUGUAAAUCUGCGAACGUCAGUAUACGAAAAGCACAUUAAGAGAAAAGACGAAGCUCGUAAAGAAAAAACUAAAGACAAACAAAGUGCAGCUGAAAAAAACACAUACGUUUACACUGUUGAUCUUCAAGCUGUUUUAGUAUGUCCACGCUUAUUGGCAUCGGCUAUUUAUUACAAGACGAAAUUGAAAGUGCACAAUCUAACUUUCUAUAAUAUGAAGAAUAAAGACGUUACUUGCUAUCUAUGGCACGAAUCUAGCGGUGGCUUAGAAAGCGAUGUAUUUACAUCUAUUAUGGUAAAGUUUCUCAAAAAUGAAAUACAAACGCACCAGCCUUCCCGUGUUGUUUUAUGGAGUGAUGGUUGCUGCUAUCAAAAUAGAAAUACUAAGUUAUCUAAUGGUUUUCUGGAAUUAGCUACUGCAGAAAAUGUUACCAUAGAGCAAAAAUAUUUAGAAGUCGGCCACACGCAGAUGGAGGUUGACUCCAUUCACAGUGCCAUAGAGAGGAAACUACGCAAAGGGCGAGAAAUUUGUGUCCCAGCUGACUACGUUCACAUUAUAAAGUCGGCCAGACAGAAUCCCUCUCCUUAUAAAGUGAUUCAGCUUACAUACCGUGAUUUUGAUAAGCGUCCUGAAGGACUUUAUAUAAGUUUACGCCCAGGAUCUAAGAAGGGUGAUCCGUGUGUUACAGACAUUUGUGCUUUACAACAUAAACCUGAGGGUAUAAAAAAUUAUAAAUUUAAUUUCGAUGAAACCUGGCAAGAAAUUCCUAGGCGGCCAAAAAGAAACUCAUCAAAGUCUGUACCACCUUAUUCUCCUUUGUAUAAUGCACCGUGUCCUAUUGAGUUGACUAAAUUUAUUCACCUCCAAGAGUUAAAAUCUCUAAUUUCAGAUGACUACCAUGAAUUUUACAACAAGCUUAGUCAUAACUGUGGAUCUGACGAGUGCACUCAUAUUCGUGCUAUAGCUAAGCCUAAAGAAGGUCCCUCUGUCAUAGGGAAUCAAUCUGAAGAUGGUGAAAGCUGUUCUCUAUAA
This is a messenger RNA of Psylliodes chrysocephalus, 3030 nucleotides long. Lineage: Eukaryota; Metazoa; Arthropoda; Insecta; Coleoptera; Chrysomelidae. The record is from the annotation of a GenBank genome assembly.